AUUUCUUGAAAAAACCACUCCAGCAGCCUUUGAUGACGCCGUGGAGGAGCGUGUGAUCAACGAGGAGUACAAGAUAUGGAAGAAGAACACUCCUUUCCUGUAUGACCUGGUGAUGACCCAUGCCCUGGAGUGGCCCAGCCUGACUGCUCAGUGGCUUCCUGAUGUCACAAGACCUGAAGGCAAAGAUUUCAGCAUCCACAGGUUGGUGCUGGGCACCCACACCUCAGAUGAGCAGAACCACCUGGUGAUUGCCAGUGUGCAGCUGCCCAACGACGAUGCCCAGUUUGAUGCUUCCCACUAUGACAGUGAGAAAGGAGAGUUUGGAGGCUUUGGCUCAGUGAGUGGAAAAAUUGAGAUUGAGAUCAAGAUCAACCACGAGGGAGAGGUGAACAGAGCCCGUUACAUGCCCCAGAACCCCUGCAUCAUUGCCACCAAGACUCCCUCCAGCGAUGUGCUGGUCUUUGAUUACACCAAACACCCCUCCAAGCCAGAUCCUUCUGGGGAGUGCAACCCCGACCUGCGGCUGCGCGGGCACCAGAAGGAGGGGUACGGGCUCUCCGUGGAUGCUCACACAGCUGAGGUGAACUGCCUCUCCUUCAACCCCUACAGUGAGUUCAUCCUGGCCACAGGAUCAGCUGAUAAGACUGUUGCUCUGUGGGAUUUGAGGAACCUAAAACUGAAGCUGCACUCCUUUGAAUCACAUAAAGAUGAAAUAUUUCAGGUUCAGUGGUCUCCCCAUAAUGAAACCAUCCUGGCCUCCAGUGGCACAGACCGUAGGCUAAACGUGUGGGACUUGAGUAAAAUUGGAGAGGAGCAAUCCCCUGAGGAUGCUGAGGAUGGGCCCCCAGAGCUCUUGUUUAUCCAUGGUGGUCACACUGCAAAGAUCUCGGAUUUCUCCUGGAAUCCCAACGAGCCCUGGGUCAUUUGUUCUGUAUCAGAAGAUAAUAUCAUGCAAGUCUGGCAGAUGGCAGAGAACAUCUACAACGAUGAAGAUCCCGAAGGAAGCGUGGAUCCAGAAGGUCAAGGAUCCUAAAUCCAAACUUCCCCUUGGUUUUUUCUUUCUCCUUCUCUUCCCUCUCAGCCCUCAGAUUGACUCAACACUGGUUUUGAGACACACACACGUUGAUUUUUGUGUUCAGCCAUCCUCCUGUAGAUCCCACCACCCAAAAAAGGAAAAAUAAAAAUGCUCAGCCCCCUCAGGUCAGUGCUGUAGCUCCAAAAUUC
This is a messenger RNA of Zonotrichia albicollis (white-throated sparrow), 1224 nucleotides long. NCBI's taxonomy places the organism in Eukaryota, Metazoa, Chordata, Aves, Passeriformes, Passerellidae. The record is from RefSeq and is a predicted model, not a curated record.